UGAUGCUGCAGAUCAUUCCGUGCGAAUUUUAUUGUAAGCUAUGUGAUCAUAGUGCUGUGAAUACUUGCGUCACACUCUUUUGGUUCUAACAGAGCUUGGUCUAGUGUUGUUGAUGCUAUGAAAAAAUUGUCAUCCGAAAUGCUUCUGUAAAUUCUGAUACUUGUACUCUUAUUAUUCAGGUACACUGACUUGAAAUUUAAAUGAUUGAAAGGUAAUCUAUUUUGUUUCAAAUUCUUAUUUGUCCCCAUCUGUUCCUGUUUCUUCACAAUGCUGGUUAAUAAUUCGACGAGCUGACGUUACUAAAAGAUUAACAUACAAGUGAACGUGGAAUUGUUGAGUAAUGUCAUUUUGUAAUCAAACCAAAUCAAAAGAAUCAAGGUAACUAGAAUGAUUUUGUAGUUUGGUUUAGUGAAGUUGUUAAGUGUCAGAAAUGGUUGUUGAAGUUGUGUAAGAAAGACCUUAAGCUAGAGUUAAAAGGUGGUAGUGGGAGCAGUUGUAAUAGUUAGACAAGAGAAUAUGUUCUCUCUAUAAGCUUGUAAUCGUUUUUUGUAAGGGUUGCAGAAAAAUAAAAAUGAAUUAAUCUUUUGUCAAGAACACCUUUUCUUACCAAAGUCAUUACACAAAAACAGAGCAAUGAAGACCAAACUACUACUUUAUCAUGUUUAAUCUUGAAGAUCACAACAUAUUUAAAUAACUAAGGACUAUGUAAAAGAUUCUAAGCUAAAGCUGGAAGUCGUCUUCAGGGCUAACACAAGAAAUAGUAUUAUCUAUCUUUCUUUCUUUAGUUUAAUUCUUUUGAAUAUAGUUUUUGAUUUUUAGAGGACCCACCCUGCAUAAUGUUCAUCUAUCUAUUGAAACGUUUCAAAUAUAUAAAAUCAUUUUCAUCUUUUUGAACUCUUGUUCCCCUUCACUUUGUACUUGAAUCAUUGAAAUUAGUUAUUUCACUGUUAGUUGUACUCUUGAGGAAAAAGAAAUUGUUGUGGCUAAUGCAUACAUACAAUUUUUCUUUGUUACUUGGGGCAUAAAGAUUCGUAGGAAGGAGUCGGUAGUGCUAAUCACGCCACACGUAUGUCAUAUGAUAUGAGUUUGUUUCCACAAAAGAUAUUGACUUAGUAAAAAUAGUUUUCUUAUGCAACUUGGUUUUUCCAGUUCUUCAAUGUCAAACAGCAGUUUUUCAAUCUCUGAUUAUUAUUUUCUUUCGGCUCAAUGGAAGGGAAGGUGUCCUUGAAUCAAUACUUGAUAUGGGUGAUGUUACUACUGUUGGGGCAGCUACAUGGAUACAAAAGCUGUAUUGAGAAAGAACGGAAGGCGUUGCUAGAGCUCAAGGAAUACCUGAUCUCGACUUCUCAAGAUGGAGAUCGCGACUUUGUUCUCCCUACUUGGAGUAAUGACACAAAGAGCAAUUGCUGCCUGUGGGAGGGCGUUAAGUGCACUCGUACAAGCCUACGGGUGACUGAGAUCGCCUUUGGUUAUUUGUUCCUGAAAGAGCAUUCUCUAUUUAAUCUUUCUUUGUUGCAUCCCUUUGACGAGGUUCGAAGUCUGGACUUAUCCCGGUGCGCUUUUAGUGCCUUGUUUGAUGAUAUGGAAGGUUAUAAAAGCUUAAGUAGAUUAAGGAACCUGGAGAUCUUGGAUCUCUCUUCAAAUGAGUUUAACAACAGCAUCUUUCCCUUUCUUAAUGCUGCGACAUCACUUACAACUCUGUUUCUUCGGAACAACUACAUGAAUGGCCCUUUUCCUGUUAAAGAACUGAAAAACUUGACAAACUUGGAAUUGCUGGAUCUGAGUGUAAACGACUACAACGGUUCCAUGCCAGAGUUUACUCACCUGAAAAAGCUGAAAGCUCUGGAUCUAAGUGGCAAUGGUUUUUCUAGCUCAAUGGAAUUGCAAGAACUAAAGAAUAUGACUACUUUGGAAGUCCUGGGUCUAGCUUGGAAUUACUUCAGCGGACCAAAGCCAAUAGAAGUUUUAUGUGAAAUGAAGAAUCUGCAGGAGCUAUAUCUCAGUGGAAAUGAAUUUGUUGGUCAGCUUCCUCUGUGUUUGGGAAGCUUGAACAAGCUACGUAUUCUUGACCUCUCAUACAACUAUUUAAGUGGGAACCUAUCAUCUAGUUUCAGUACCCUGGAGUCUCUUGAAUAUCUAUCGUUGUCAGAUAAUAACUUCGAAGGCUUGUUGUCACUCGAUGCAAUAGCCAACCUCACGAAUCUCAAGGUGUUCAAACUAUCAUCACCAGCUGAUAUAAUACAAGUAGAUACAGAAAGUACAUGGAUUCCUAAAUUUCAAUUGACUAUAGCUGCACUACCGUUUUGCGGCUUGGAGAAGAUCCCAAACUUUCUAAUGUACCAGAAGAAGUUGCGUGUACUUGAUCUAUCCAGCAACAGAAUAUCCGGAAACAUUCCUACCUGGCUGUUGGCUAAUAAUCCAGAACUUGAAGUCCUACAGCUGCAGAAUAACUCAUUCAUCUUCGAGAUUCCUACUACAAUACUGCCUAAGUUGCAGUUCUUGGAUUUUUCAGCAAAUGAUAUCGGUGGAGUGCUCCCUGAUUAUUUUGGCCAUGUGCUUCCGAGUCUGCUACAUGUGAAUGGCACUCAUAAUGAGAUUCUAGGGAACUUGCCAUCAUCUAUGGGUGAGAUGAAGAACAUUUCAUUCCUGGAUCUGUCUCACAAUAACUUCUCUGGGGAACUACCUAGAAGCUUAUUCACAGGUUGUGUUUCAUUACAAAUCCUGCAGCUCUCUCACAACCAACUUGGUGGACAUAUUCUUCCAGGACAGACUAACCUAACAUCACUCAUUGUGUUGCGGAUGGAUAACAACUUAUUUACAGGGGAGAUUGGGACAGGUUUGCUUACCUUGGUUAAUUUGUCAGUACUUGACGCGUCCAACAAUCGCCUUACAGGUGCUAUUCCAAGUUGGAUACCCGAAGAAUCGCAUAUGAUUAUGUUACUGCUAUCAAAUAAUCAAUUAGAAGGUACGUUGCCACCUUCCCUGCUGGCCGUUUAUCAUCUUCAAUUUCUGGACCUCUCUGGAAACCUAUUAUCUGGUGAACUACCGUCGUCACAUGUGAAUUCUAUGUAUGGGAUAAGUAUGUUCCUACACAACAACAGCUUAACGGGGUCAAUCCCGGUCAAGCUGUUGGAAAAUGCUAAGAUACUUGAUCUGCGGAACAAUAAACUCUCUGGAAGUAUCCCACAGUUUGUCAAUACCGGGGAAAUGAGAAUUUUUCUGUUGAAGGGGAACAAUUUAACAGGAUCUAUACCAUGGAAGCUAUGUGAUAUGAGAAAUAUCACUCUCCUUGAUCUUUCAGACAACAAGCUCAAUGGAACCAUACCUUCAUGCCUUUAUAAUUUAUCAUUUGGAUCAAGGGAAGAAGAGGAGAUGACAAGUAGCUCCUUUGGGGCAUUUGACUUUGGCUUUGUUGAAAGCCUUGAAUUCGAAUUUUACAAAUAUACAUUCUUGGUAGAAGAGUUCAGUGCAUACUAUGAUACAUUUAUGAUUGUCGAAAUUCAAUUUGCAGCAAAGCAAAGGUAUGAUUCUUACACUGGAGGAACACUUGAUUAUAUGUAUGGCUUGGAUCUGUCUAGCAACGAAUUAAGUGGUGUUAUCCCAGCUGAGCUUGGAGAACUCUCGAAAAUACGAGCAAUGAAUCUGUCUCGCAAUUUCUUGUCGAGUUCUAUACCAGAUAGCUUCUCCAAACUGAAGGACAUUGAGAGCCUUGAUCUUUCUUAUAACAUGUUACAUGGAGACAUCCCUAGUCAACUAACCAGCCUCACUUCUCUUGCUGUCUUCAACGUCUCCUACAACAAUUUAUCAGGCAUCAUUCCCCAAGGAAGGCAGUUUAGCACCUUCAACGAGAACAGCUACUUAGGAAAUCCUCUUCUAUGUGGACCACCGACCGAUAAAAGUUGUGAAGCUAAGAAGAGCACAAAGGAAGCAGAUAAUGGAGGAGAAGAAGAUGAUGAUGAAGCUAUUGUUAACAUGAUGGCCUUCUAUUGGAGUACUGCUUCAACUUAUGUGACUGCGUUAAUAGGCUUUCUUCUACUUAUGUGCAUCGAUUGUCCUUGGCGUCGAGCAUGGCUCCGCCUUGUUGAUUCUUUCACUGCCUCAGCCAAAAGUGUGAUUUGUCAAAAUCAUUGAAGCUCAGUUCUUGGAUGUUCCUUAUCAAGCAAAAACGGCUUGAAUACGCUCUGUUUAUGUUAGCAUAUGUGCUUUGGUUUUAAGUAACUCCCAUAUAUAUGUGGAUUCUAUACAUUAUGGAGUUAAGUGCUGAGAUUUCCACCAACUUUUGUCAAUAAAUAAACAAAAACCUAGUCAUUUACUAGUAAUUAAAUCCUACUGUUUUGGCU
Brassica rapa (field mustard) is the source of this 4340-nucleotide messenger RNA. Its product is annotated as receptor-like protein 14. The record is from RefSeq and is a predicted model, not a curated record. Gene Ontology annotation, molecular function: protein binding. NCBI's taxonomy places the organism in Eukaryota, Viridiplantae, Streptophyta, Magnoliopsida, Brassicales, Brassicaceae.